Messenger RNA from Ruditapes philippinarum (Manila clam), 2751 nucleotides. RefSeq lists its product as uncharacterized. Lineage: Eukaryota; Metazoa; Mollusca; Bivalvia; Venerida; Veneridae. The coding region runs from base 1 to 2751 and encodes 916 amino acids. The transcript has a single exon. The record is from RefSeq and is a predicted model, not a curated record.
AUGUCACUUUCUGAGGUGCAGAAAUUUUGCUAUCUGAAAACUCUAUUGUCCGACGAUGCUGCCAGUGUGAUUGAUGGUUUGAAUGUUACACAUGGAAACUAUUCAGAAGCUAUACAUUUACUCAAGGAACGUUUUGGUCAGACACAUAAAGUUGUAAAUGCGUACAUGCAAGGUUUGCUGGAUUUACCUAGACCAACUUCCCAACUGUCCAGUCUAAGACCGUUUCAAGAAAAGAUGGAGGCAUAUAUCCGUGGUCUACAGUCCCUAGGUCAAGGUCAUGAGUCCUUUGGAAAUUUACUUAUACCGGUCAUACUUGAAAAACUUCCGGCGGAGAUCAAGCGGAACAUGACACGCGACCAUGGCGGGAGUGAAUGGCGACUUCCGGAACUUAGGAGAGCGUUAAAGAAGGAGAUAAAUAUAAUAGAUUCAGGCCAGCCAACACAGACUACAUAUGAACAUUUGGCAACUGCAUCUUUCCUUACAAGCACAAGACCAACACAAAAGAAGAAAAGUUUAAAGCACAUACAAGAAGUCCAAAUACCCCAACGCCCCCAAUGUCCUUUCUGCAGUGAAAAACAUUUUGCUAAUGACUGUAAAAACAUCAUAAAUCCUAGGGAGAGAAAAGCCAUUAUUCAUCGCAAGAAACAGUGUUUCAACUGUUUAGGCAAACAUCUUGUUGCUUCCUGUCGCUCAAAACACCGGUGUAGAAAAUGCAACCGGAAACACCAUACCAGCAUUUGCGAUCAGAGUAUCGGAAGCUCACUGAACACAUCGGCUCCAAGUUUCGUCCCUACUUCCGGUAGUGAAGCAACAACGCAUCUUACUUCCGGUUCCAGUGUACAAUCGGCUAUUCUACAUUCUGCAACACAAAGUAGAAACAACGUUUUACUGAAGACUGCUGUUGCUGAGGUUACUUCCGGUCACGCCUGUGCUAAAGCAAACAUUUUAUUUGACGAAGGAGCGCAGCGUUCAUUUAUUACUCAUGAACUCGCCGAAACACUACAAUUACAGAGACGCGGGUCUGAAGUUGUACAUCUGGCUGCAUUCGGGGCGGAGUCCAAGAAAGUCGGCCAUUUUGAAACCGCCACAGUUUACUUGAUAACUGACAACUCAGAGAAAAUUGCCAUUGAUGUCUUAAUUGUGCCGUCUAUUGCUGUGCCUUUACGUAACCAAAUACGAGCUGCCACACAUUUGCCAUAUUUACGAGGUUUGAAACUAGCCCAUCCAGUACCGGAAGUUGACACAUUCAACAUAUCAUUACUAAUUGGAGCGGAUAGAUAUUGGGAGAUCAUUGGAGACCGUAUUAUACGGGGCGACGGACCGACAGCUGUCCAGUCAAAGAUUGGUUUUCUUCUGUCCGGACCACUUCCGGUGACGUCAUCAAGUACCGCUACGAACUACAUUAUGAAUAUUAUUACAUCUGCACCAGAUUAUGAUGAUCUUGAGCGAUUCUGGAAAUUAGAAUCCAUCGGCAUUUUACCCGAAGCAGAAGAAAAAGCUUCUGACUUACAUAAUUAUCAGAAGAACUGCAUUACCUUUGAAAAUGACAAGUAUACUGCUUCGUUGCCAUGGAAACCUGAUCACCCUAAUUUACCCGACAACUAUAACAUCACAUUAAGAAGAACUCAGAACACAAUACGACGACUACGUGAAGACCCCCCUUUACUACAAAAGUACGACGGCAUAAUUAAAGACCAGGAAAAGAGAGGAUUUAUAGAGAAAGUGAAUGUUUUAUCAAGUGAGCGUCCCGUGCACUAUAUCCCACAUCACGGAGUUAAGAAACAUUCGGCCACCACCCCUAUCCGUAUUGUGUUUGACUGUAGUUGUCGUCAAAACAAAAAUUCACCGAGUCUUAAUGAUUGCCUUGAAUCAACCCCUCCUGAGAUCAACGAAUUGACAAGUAUCUUAGUGAACUUAAGGAAGCACAGAUAUGCCGUCUGCACAGAUAUUGAAAAGGCUUUUCUUCAAAUACAACUCAACGAGAAUGAUCGUGACGUCACACGAUUUCUAUGGUUGAACGACAUUUAUGAUCCAAAUAGUGACCUUACAACAUACAGAUUCAAGUCCGUGCUUUUUGGUGCCACAUGUUCACCAUUUAUACUUCAUGCCACUUUAACCAAGCAUCUGAGUGCCAAUGAUCAUAAUUGGGUGAGUGCAAUACUUAAGAAAGACUUAUAUGUUGAUAACGUGAUGUCUAGCUUUUCUGACGAGAGUACUCUACUUGACUACUUCCAGAACACACGCAAAUUGAUGACAUCUGCUGGUUUUAACUUACGGUCCUGGAGCUCUAACAACAGUUCUCUGCGCAGCCUAGCGGAAGCGGAAGCAGUAGCAGAAACUGAAGAAAUAACUAACAUCCUUGGAAUGAAAUGGGACCCGAUAUCAGACCAGAUUUUCUUAGCACAGAAGACCAUUUCUACUUCCCAAUUUAUGACAAAACGUGUCAUACUCAAGGAAACAGCGAAGAUUUAUGACCCCCUUGGCUUCCUGACCCCACUCACAAUUCGUGCAAAAAUCCUACUUCAAGAUAUUUGGAAGCAAAAGUUCGAGUGGGACAUGUCCCUACCAGAUGACCUACAGACCCAAUGGUAUAACUUUGCUAAAGACUUAAACAGUGUAAUCCCUACCAGAUACCCGAGAAGUUACUUCAAGGAUACUGACUCUUUGGCAUUUACUUCCGGUAUAGGCGACAGUGCUGCCAGCGCAUCCUCAGAUAUUCAUCUUCAUGUGUUUUGGUCCGCCAGCCUUUAG